Messenger RNA from Centruroides sculpturatus (bark scorpion), 2269 nucleotides. Its product is annotated as protein turtle-like. NCBI's taxonomy places the organism in Eukaryota, Metazoa, Arthropoda, Arachnida, Scorpiones, Buthidae. The record is from RefSeq and is a predicted model, not a curated record. The coding region runs from base 209 to 2269 and encodes 686 amino acids. The transcript is spliced from 13 exons.
AUUUGAAAGCCAUUUUAUUAGACUUAAUUAAUUAUAAAAGGUCUUAAAGUUAAUUAAAGUUAAUUGGGAAGACUCGUGAUACAUAUACGCCACCUGUGAGUCGAGUAGACGAAGUGUAUAAACUUCGAAACCAGUUAAAAAACUUGGCAGAAUUGCAAGAGACGAGGUUCAGUGUAGCUUAUAACGUGUUCACUUGCAACAUUACAAAAUGCUUGGCAUCUUAGCUCUGUUCGUAGGGUUCAAUGUUUUAUAUUACGCGUCAUCUAAAGCAGUUGGAGAUUUUAUUAACUACACUGGAAUAGAAGGUCAAAAAGUGUUAUUACCAUGUGACAUUACUCCAUUUUCCGGCGAUGACAUAGUGAUGCUUAUAUUAUGGUACAAGGAUGACAACACUAUUGUGUACAGCAUCGACUCAAGGCACAGUCCUUUGUCAGAAGCAAGUCACGUAGCAAGAGAAUCUUUGGCUGGCAGGUCUUAUUUCACUACUUUGCACAGACCACCCUACCUUGCUAUAGAUAAUUUAAAAGUAGAAGAUGAAGGAAUGUACAGGUGCAGAGUGGAUUUUGUCAAAUCUCAAACAAGAAAUUUCUAUUUUUAUCUAAACAUCGUUGUUCCUGCAAGUAAACCAAUUAUCAAAGAUCUCAGGGGAGAGGUGCUUAAUAAUAUCAUUGGGCCUUUUCCAGAGGGUUUUCAUUUAAUUUUAAUUUGUGAAGUGGAUAAAGGCAGGCCCGUUCCGAGUGUAACCUGGUGGAAUGGUUCUCAUUUAAUUGAUAGUACUUACACGAUGACUUCGAAUAAUAUUCUUCGUAAUGAACUAAUAGUUGGAGAAUUGAAGAGAAAUCAUCUAAUGAGGUCAUUUACUUGUCAAGCAUCAAAUUCUAACAUUACUCUUCCUGCUUCCACUACUGUGAUAUUGAAUGUGACUCUGAAGCCCGUAGAUGUGAAAAUAAUUGGUGAGCGUCACCCACUGUCAGCAAAUACUGUGCAUCACGUCACCUGCAGUACACGUGGAUCCCUCCCAUCCGUUCAUAUCAGUUGGUGGAAAGGCAGCGUCAAACUGGUGUCCAACAGAGAGGAAAUCAUCGAGAACGGAAAUGCUACAUUAAAUUACCUGACGUUUGUGCCAUCUGCUGACGACAACGGGAAGUUUCUGGUGUGUCGUGCACAUAAUCCUUCCAUUACUCCAAGCACGCUAGAAGAUAGCUGGAAAUUGGACGUUCAUUAUGUUCCCCAAUUAAAUCUUCGACUUGGAAGAAAUUAUUCUAACAUCAAAGAAGGAACAGAUGUACAUUUUGAAUGUGAUAUUAGAGCAAAUCCUCCGAUAAAUAAAGUAGGAUGGAGAUUUCGGAACCAAGAUCUAGCAUCUAAUGCUUCUAAGGACAUCCUCAUUUUAAAUCAGACAUUAUAUUUGAAAAAUAUCCAAAGAUCUUCUAGGGGUCAUUAUACUUGUAUAGCUACAAACAGUGAAGGAACAGGAGAAAGUAAUUCGGUUUAUUUAAGAGUCAAAUUUUCGCCAAUAUGCAAACAACAGGAAAUCUUAACAGUUGCGACCGUAAACAAACCAAUAAAUGCAACCUGUCAAGUGGAAGCCGAUCCAUCCUUUGUGGAUAUUUUCUGGAAAUCGAAUUCAACUGUUCCUAUACGUUACGAUGUUAAAGGUACCACUAGCGUAGCAUUUUAUUUACCAAAAUCACCUGAAGAUAUUCAAGAUUUAUUAUGCUGGGCAGUCAAUUCAGUUGGGAUCCAAAAAUCCCCCUGUGUUGUCAAGCUUGUUCCUGCUGGACAGAGUAAAGCUGUUGUUCUUAAAGCUACAACAUUAUCACCACCUGGCGAACUUACUUUCAAAGAAAAGGGUGAAGAUUUCAUAUACAGUCCUGCCUUAAUUGUUGCUGGUAGUGUUCUUGUCAUUGUUAUCUUAGCUGUUGCAAUUAUAUUAAGGGCCAUUUUCCAUCAAAGAAUAGAUGAUGAUGGUGGUGAUGGUGCAGGUGUCAUUAAUCAUCUUCAUCAGAUGGUGCUUAGAGCAUGGCAUCAUCUUCAAAUUAUCAUUACUAAAGCUAAUUCUAGCUCGACCAUGUCUCGAUUUUCAUCCAUACUCUAUUCUCGAGAUUACGGAAGAAGAAACAGACAGACAGACGGACGCCGGUGCAAAGAGCUAGAAGGAGAAGGAGAAAAAGGAGGAAGAGUAGAAAAAGGAAGAGAAGAUGAGGAAAAUGGAGAAGAGGAGGAAGAAGAGGAUGAUGAGGAGGAAACUAAAAUUAGAUUUUUGUAA